Molecule: messenger RNA, 1083 nt
Organism: Dovyalis caffra
Lineage: Eukaryota; Viridiplantae; Streptophyta; Magnoliopsida; Malpighiales; Salicaceae
Source: the annotation of a GenBank genome assembly
AUGGUAGAUCAUCCUGACAUUCUAGGCAUACCAACAGGUCCCCCCAUUUCUGUGAAGAAAAAGCAAACUUCCAAUUUUGAAGAAUUUUGCAAAGCCUAUUUAUCAAUAUUCACCGGAUGGUGUCGCGUUAAUAGAAAAUUAUCUCCAACUUCUUCAGGCAGAGAUGAAUUAGAUGCAAAUUCUGAAGCCACAAGCCAAGCCCUUGAGGAACAUGGUUACCACAGUGAAGACGAACAGAAGAUGAAUGGAAUCCACAGUUUUAGACACAAUGCUGAUAGUAUGGGAGGUGACAAUCCUUCGAGUCCAAGAGGAUUCUUCAAACAUAAAAGCACGGAUGGCUGCUUUCCUAAUAUGUCUUCUCCUCUGUCAAGAAGUGGAAGCCGAAAGAGUCCUUCUCGAAGAUUAUCUUUCCUAAAGAGAAAUAUGAGUCGGAAAAGUACCGAAUCACAUCAUGGGUCGUCUGCAUCUCUCUCAAGAAAUGCAAGCAGGAAGAAUCCCAGCACCAUCAUGUUUUCAAACUCAAUGGGAAAGAUGAAACCUCCGGCCAUUGAAAGGCCUCUCGAGUGCACGCUUGAGGAGUUAUGUUAUGGUUGCAUGAAAAAGAUCAAGAUAACAAGAGAUGUCAUUACAAGCACAGGGCAGAUAAUUCAAGAAGAGGAAAUGUUAACAAUAAAAGUGAAGCCGGGAUGGAAAAAGGGAACGAAGAUCACAUUCGAAGGAAUGGGAAAUGAGAGACCUGGCGCUUGCCCAGCUGAUAUAAUAUUUGUGAUUGCUGAGAAACGACACUCUUUGUUUCGCAGGGAAGGAGACGAUUUGGAAAUAGGAGUAGAAGUUCCACUAGUGAAGGCUCUAACUGGUUGCCAAAUUUCAAUCCCUUUGUUGGGCGGUGGGAGAACGUGUUUGAUGAUCGAUGACAUCAUUUACCCUGGCUAUGAAAGGAUCAUAGAAGGUCAAGGUAUGCCAAACACAAAAGAGCAAGGAAAGAGAGGAAAUUUGAAAGUUGUCUUCCUAGUAGAAUUCCCUGCAAAACUGACGGAUGAACAGCGGUCAGUUAUUCUUAGUAUUUUAGAGGGUUCUUCUUGA